Messenger RNA from Zygotorulaspora mrakii, 384 nucleotides. RefSeq names its product 60S ribosomal protein uL24. The transcript is spliced from 2 exons. Gene Ontology annotation, molecular function: structural constituent of ribosome; RNA binding. The record is from RefSeq and is a predicted model, not a curated record. Gene Ontology annotation, cellular component: cytosolic large ribosomal subunit. Gene Ontology annotation, biological process: cytoplasmic translation; ribosomal large subunit biogenesis. The coding region runs from base 1 to 384 and encodes 127 amino acids. NCBI's taxonomy places the organism in Eukaryota, Fungi, Ascomycota, Saccharomycetes, Saccharomycetales, Saccharomycetaceae.
AUGGCUAAGCAAUCUCUAGACGUUUCAUCUGACAGAAGAAAGGCCAGAAAGGCUUACUUCACUGCCCCAUCAUCCGAACGUCGUUCGUUGUUGUCUGCUCCAUUGUCUAAGGAAUUGAAGGCUCAAUACGGUAUCAGAUCCUUGCCAAUCAGAAGAGAAGACGAAGUUUUGGUCACCCGUGGUUCCAAAAAGGGUCAAGAGGGUAAGAUCUCCAGUGUUUACAGAUUGAAGUUCGCUGUUCAAAUCGACAAGGUCAACAUGGAAAAGUCCAACGGUGCUUCCGUUGCAUUAAACAUGCACCCAUCCAAGGUCGUUAUCACCAAAUUACAUUUGGACAAGGACAGAAAAGCUUUGAUCCAAAGAAAGGGCGGUAAGUUAGAAUAA